This is a messenger RNA of Aspergillus glaucus CBS 516.65, 1796 nucleotides long. RefSeq names its product putative MFS transporter. The record is from RefSeq and is a predicted model, not a curated record. Gene Ontology annotation, biological process: transmembrane transport. The coding region runs from base 238 to 1704 and encodes 488 amino acids. Gene Ontology annotation, molecular function: transmembrane transporter activity. Gene Ontology annotation, cellular component: membrane. The transcript has 3 exons. NCBI's taxonomy places the organism in Eukaryota, Fungi, Ascomycota, Eurotiomycetes, Eurotiales, Aspergillaceae.
UGAUCCCUCCAGCAUCGACUUUGAGUUUAUCUUGCUUUUUCAGCUGGCCCACUAUCACAAUCAACUCGAAAUCUCUGCGGUCAGAAUGUUGCAGCUUGCCCGUCUAUCAAUGCAUGCACACCGAUUAGUGAUAAUGCCAGCGUGCAUCCCUCGAGUCUUCUUUUUAUUUUAAGGCCUCAGCCUUGCUGCUCGCUUUCAUGAGAAUUCCUCUUCAUUCUCAUCAAUUCAAGAAGAAUGAUGGACACCGCUGAGUCUCAUUUCGAUAACACCGCCAAACAAGACCAUCCCUUCGAGGCGCCGGUGGGAAACAGGAACGGGACAAUUAUCAGCAACGAUGUCUACAGCAGACUCCAACCGGAGGAGUUAACGAGUCUUGAGAAAAAGGUCCGACUCAAAAUUGACAUUCGUCUCUGUACAAUCGCAGGUACAUUGUGCUGUCUGAAUCUCCUCGACUCGGGCAUCCUCUCUUCAGCCUCUGUCACCACCAUGUUCGAGGACCUGGAUCUUCACGGCACACGAUACUCUGUUUCCAUCUUCAUCUUUACCAUUGUCAAUGUGGUCUUUAAGCUUCCCAGCACUGUGGCCGUGCGUCUCGUCGGGCCGCGUCUCUGGCUCUCGUCCACCACGGUCUGUUUCGGUCUGAUUACUCUCUGCACGGCCUUCGUUCACACGUGGGGACAAAUGAUUGCCCUGCGCGUGCUGUUGGGAGUUGCCAUGUCCGGAAUUUAUCCAUCUAUGACCUAUCUCGUCAGCGUCUGGUACACCCGGCGCGAGCAGCAGCUUCGCUUCGCUGCGAUGCAAUCCGGCGAAGUGCUCGGGUUGGCUACGGGUAACAUUGUCAAUUACGCACUCAAUCACCUCGAUGGGAAGGGCGGGCUGGCAGGCUGGCGCUGGAUGUUUCUCGUUCAGGGCCUUAUCGCCUGUGUGAUUGGCAUCGGCACGUAUUGGUGGAUGAUUGACUUUCCGGAGCAUGCGCAUCGCAGCUUUCAUUUUCUGACAGAGAGGGAGACCUACAUAGCAUUUCAGCGGGUUCAGCAUGAUCGUGGCGAUGUCGUCGCGGAACCGUUCUCAUGGAGCAAGGUCUGGGUGUGCUUUGCGGAUCCCAAGCUCUAUGGGUUUUCCGUCAUGUUCUUUCUGCUGAACCUGGUGUCAACUUCCUUGAGCUACUUCCUCCCUAUCAUCUUGCAAUCCGGCAUGGGAUUCUCCAGCAAUGCAUCCAUUAUCCUGUCCACUCCGCCCUACUACUGGGCCGUUAUCCCCGUUCUGCUCACCUCGCUAAUUGGAGACGCCUACCGCGUCCGCAGCCCCCUCAUUAUCUUCAACUCCUUCUGCCUCAUCGCCGGCUUCCUAAUGCUCGGUAUCCCCUCCCAAGUUACAGUCCGCUACAUCGGCACCUUCCUCGCAACCGGCGCAUACGUCUCCAACUGGGCGGCAUUGAACGCAUUCAUGGCCAACAAUAUUGUGGGUCAAUGGAAGCGAGCAACAGUGGCGGCCGCUGUUGCAGCGUGCAAUGGACUUGGAGGUGUAGCAGGGAGUUAUAUUGUGAGGCAACAAGAGGCGCCACAGUAUCCGACUGCUGUGUGGGUGUCUGUGGGCUCGCAUAUUCUCAUGAUUGGGAUGGUGGCUAUGUUUACGGUGUACUUUUUUCUGUGUAAUCGGAGGGCGAUUCGAGAAGAAACAGCAACUUUCAAGUAUACUUAUUGAUAGAAUAGACACGAAGCAUGUUAUAGAUGUCACCUUAUGGAUAUGACGAGAAAUGAAAUUAUGGAAUGCAUUUCUACCCACAUCCUUUUGAC